Molecule: messenger RNA, 669 nt
Organism: Sporisorium graminicola
Lineage: Eukaryota; Fungi; Basidiomycota; Ustilaginomycetes; Ustilaginales; Ustilaginaceae
Exons: 1
Coding region: 1-669 (222 amino acids)
Source: RefSeq, a predicted model, not a curated record
AUGGACGAGAUCCGCUCUCUCAUCGCCGAUGUACCCGUCGUAUGGCGCGAUUUGGACCACCUCAAGCAGGCGUUUGUGGUGAUUAAAGCCAUCGCCGAUUUCACGUACUGCGGUCUGACACCCUUGCUGUUCAUCAAGACGCAUCUCAGCCUGCGCUCGUUCGUGUUGGUGCCACUGGUCGCAGCAUGCUAUGUGUCGUCCGAUGCUGCCAUGUUCUUUGCGCUGCCCAAGUCGGCUGAUCCAGUACAGGUGUACAUCGGAUUGGCGCUGUGUAGCUACAGCCUCAUCUUCUUCUGGUGGUCGCAAUACACUAUGAAGUCGACACCUGGUCUCACGGGCGCUUUUUCUGACGACGAACCCACCUUUCUGAUCACCCAGGGCCCCUGGGCUUUUGUGAGGAACCCACUGUACUCGGCUUACCUCGCGUCGUUUAUAGCUGGCUUCAUCGUCACCAGCUCUUCCAAUCACCCGGACCACGGGCACACAUUUUUGGUGUCGCAUGCAGGCGGUAUCGCUCUGGCGGCACUGCUCGUUGCCUUCAGCAUCUUCUACCGUGCCAUCAGGGAGGAGGAGGCCAAGUUUAGCUCGAGCAAGCUCAAGACCCAGCAUGAAGCUUACAAGAAGAGGGUGUGGUGCCUAUUACCCCUGACUGACGUUUUUGGUCGCUGA